UCUCUCUCUCUCUCUCUCUCUCUCUCUCUCUCUAGCAUCACUUUGUGAAUAACCAUUACUGCAAUCAUCACUGACUAAUGUGACUUUCUCUCACAAAAACCAGCAGUAGCCAUGGCGGAGGAAGACUUUGGAUCUCUCUUCGAAGGAAUGGUUCUCAUUACUCCCUCUUCCAUUUCUCAAUUCGAAAACCUAGAAGAUAGCAAUAACCAGAAGGACUCAACGAUAACAUCCCCUUCCCCGUCGAAACCACCCUCUCUCUCUCCUCCUACUGAGACCUCCACUUCCUCUCAGGCUCUUGAUGAGAACCUCUUCUCUGAUCUCACUCUAAAUCCAGUCCGCCCGAUUGAUCCCGAGCCCCUGAAAUCCAACGGACAUGAGAGCUCCAAGACAAGGCAGGCCCCUCGGAAGAAGAAGAGAGGGAUAAGGAUCGGUUAUGCCAGAGAAAGCUCCGCCGUCGAUUAUUCUGCCCCUCCAAACUCCUCCGAAUCGUAUUCGCGAUCGAGCUCUUCGAUCUCUUUCCAUGAUUUGUCUACUGUGAAUUCGCUAGACAUAGAUCAAUUGGACAAAUUCUCCACAGAAAAUUCAAUUGAGAAUUCGCUGGAUUCUGAUCGAUUAAGUGAAGCUAUUGAUUAUCAAGAAAUUAGGGCUCUGGAUGAUGAUUCGUUGAAUCAUGCGAGCACGAGCUUGAAUGAUAGCCGCAAUCAAUUGAGUUUUACACCUGUUCACUCGAGUUUUGCAGAGGACAAACCAGUCGACGCAAAUGAUGAGGUUUUGGAUUCCAAAGAAAAAGGAGUUUUUGAUGAUCAGGCGAUUGGGGAACCAGAAGAAUUCAGUUCAAAGAAAGAGUGUGUCACUGAAAACUCGAAACCCGGUGAUGUUUCAGCCAUGGAGAAACUCGAGUCCAUUAAGGGUACGAUUUCUGAUAAGCUAGAGAGGAUGAGGGCUAUGGCUGCCUCUGUGUCAGCAUCUCGAAAAGAAGUUGUUAGGAAGAGGAGAGAAGCAGCCGAGGAAGACUUGGCUUCGAUGAAGUACAAGGAAAUGGAGACAGAGCUUGAGGAGGCCUGUGAAAGUGAGGAUUUUGAGAGGGCAGAGAGAGUUAGUGAGAGUCUAGCAGCUGCAGAGAAGGCAAAGGAGGCAGCUUUGACUUCUUUGAGGGAAGCAGAGGCAGAGUGUGAUUCAGUGGAUUUGAGAAUGCAAGAGGUUUUGGAGUCUCAGGUUGCUGCUGAGGAAGAGGGUGUCUUACUGCUACAACAGUUUGCAAAGGAUGCUUCAGAGAAUGCAGAUAUCAUUAUGAAGGAUGCAGAAGAACUUUCAUCAAAGGAAAUGGAGGAAUGGCUUUCUAAAAUGGAGUGUUUAGAGAUGAAAAAAAUGGAACUCGACCUCGAAUCUCAUCUAAUUGAUGAGGCACGCUCAGGAUUGAGCAAUUCCAUAGAUCAAUUAACUGAAAUUGACAGGAAAGAGAAAGAGCUUUUGCAACAAAAGAGAAACUCACUUCUCAAAGACCUCGAAAAUCUACUUGAAUUAGUGAGGCUGAAAGAAGCUGAGAUUGCCAAAAAUAAUUCCCAUAUCCAAGAAGUUGAUAGAAGGAUUGUCAAUGUUGUUUCCGAGUUUCAUGUGUCACAUCCAAAAAUCAAUGUGAAGUAUGAUGAGUUGCAGUCAUCAUUAUCUGAGUUAUCAUCCCAGAGUGAAGUUUUAACCAAGAAAAAGAAGGAAGUCGAUGACUUUCUGUGUCUUGCAGAGGAAAAUAGGUUGAAGCUUAGUGAGAUAGCAAGUAUGGCUGCUGGAGAGGCAAGAGCAUGUGAAGAGUUGGUUGGGUUGCGAAAGGCACUAGCUUCAUCCAUUUUGAAGUCAAGGGACGACAAAUUGAGGCUUGCAAAAACUGAAGAGAAGAUAUCAGAGGAAAUCCAAUUACUCAGACAAGAGGUUUCUGCUGCAAGGGCCUCUCUUCAGGAACUUUCUUCUUCAAGGGCAAGCAUCCAACAAGAGAUCACUUCAUCCAAUCAGAGACUAAGUUUUGUUGACCAAAGGAUCCCAGAUCUUGAAGCUGAGAAGAAAGUCGCAGCCACUGCUAGAAACUUCAAGGAAGCAGGCCGAAUCUCCGCUGAAUCCAAGGCACUUAGUCUAGAGAGAGAAACCAUUCAAGCAAGAGUGGAGGAAGCCUCUUCAGAGCUUGAUAAGAUGGAGGAGGAGAUCCAAAACACAAUUGAGAAAUUGCAUGAGAAGGAAGUGUUGGUCCUAUCAAAGGAGAGAGAGGCAGCCAUGUCCAGGUGCGAGAGACUAAGGCUUGUCGCUGCUUCAUCAAUGGUGGAGAGAGAAGCAGCACUUGAGCUUGGAGACAUCGAAGAAGCUGAGAGCUUAUUUGCAGAGGCAAAGGCUGCUGAUUCUGAAGCUUCAGAGCUUCUACAAACAUUUAAUUUGGAAGGGGAGAAGUUUGAGAAGGUUUCAAAGCACCUGGUUUCCAUGGCUGUUAUCACAAGCCUUGCAGGCAAACAACUGGCUGAGAAAGCCAUAUCAAUACAGCCUUCUCUCUCAUCGUGACAGAAAAAAUAUUCGGGUUUGUAUUUGUUUCCUCUUUCCUGUUUUUUUGGUGUUUUUUCUCUCUCCCUUUCUCUUUCGUCAUUUUUGUAGGAUACGUUUUUUUUUCUCUUUGAGCUGUUUUCUUUUGGUUGCUCCUGAGUUCAAAUAGUACAGGCCUUUUUUGGGUUCUCUAUUGUAUUUUAUUUGUAUGAUUUAGAGCUGCGUUGUGCAUGAGAUGAAAUAAAGCUUUAUCAUUUUCUUUC
This is a messenger RNA of Amborella trichopoda, 2780 nucleotides long. Its product is annotated as neurofilament light protein. NCBI's taxonomy places the organism in Eukaryota, Viridiplantae, Streptophyta, Magnoliopsida, Amborellales, Amborellaceae. The record is from RefSeq and is a predicted model, not a curated record.